Elgaria multicarinata webbii is the source of this 2374-nucleotide messenger RNA. It is a transcript of the gene KHDC4, whose product is annotated as KH domain containing 4, pre-mRNA splicing factor. Gene Ontology annotation, cellular component: nucleus. Gene Ontology annotation, molecular function: RNA binding. The transcript is spliced from 14 exons. The record is from RefSeq and is a predicted model, not a curated record. NCBI's taxonomy places the organism in Eukaryota, Metazoa, Chordata, Lepidosauria, Squamata, Anguidae. The coding region runs from base 46 to 1902 and encodes 618 amino acids.
AGCAGAAGCGGCGGCGGCGGCGGCCUGAGCGCGGUCCUCUGAGCCAUGUCAGCGGGGAGCGCGGGGCAGCGGGAGCCCGGGGCCUCGGGAGGGCGCCGCAGCAAAUGGGACCAGCCUGGGCCAUCUCCGGCUCUUUUCCUCCUUCCUGCGACCACCCCUGUGGCUGGCCGUCCCGUCCAGGGCAGCGGAGACGGCAUGUCUGGGAUGUCGGGGUCUGAGGGCUCAGCGGCCCCUCUGGGAGCUCUAGAUGCGGCUGCUGCGGUGGCAGCAAAAAUCAAUGCCAUGUUAAUGGCCAAAGGGAAGCUGAAACCGACAAUGCAUUCGGCAGACAAGCUUCAAGCUCCUGGCAAAGGCCCAGCUGCAAGCAAAAGCAAAGAUGACCUUGUCGUAGCAGAAGUGGAAAUAAACGACGUGCCCCUGACGUGCAGGAACCUCCUGACAAGAGGACAAACGCAGGAUGAGAUAAGCAAGCUGAGUGGUGCCGCCGUCUCGACUCGGGGGAGAUACAUGACUGCAGAAGAGAAAGCAAAAAUUGGGCCUGGAGAUCGUCCACUGUACUUGCAUGUCCAGGGGCAGACGAGAGAACUGGUGGACCGAGCUGUAAACCGCAUCAAAGAAAUCAUUACUAAUGGCGUCGUAAAAGCUGCUACCGGAUCCAGUCCAACAUUCAACGGAGCUACGGUUACAGUCUACCACCAGCCUGCUCCCAUCACUCAGCUGCCUCCAGCAGUUGGCCAGAAGCCUCCGUACCAGUCAGGGGGGAUGCACUAUGUCCAGGACAAGCUGUUUGUUGGCUUGGAGCAUGCCGUCCCUACUUUCAACGUCAAGGAGAAGGUCGAAGGCCCGGGUUGUUCCUACUUGCAGCACAUCCAGAUUGAGACCGGUGCCAAGGUGUUCCUCCGGGGCAAAGGCUCCGGCUGCAUUGAACCCGCCUCCGGCCGAGAAGCCUUUGAGCCGAUGUACAUUUACAUCAGCCAUCCAAAACCAGAAGGCCUUGCAGCUGCCAAAAAGCUCUGCGAGAACUUAUUACAAACGGUUCACGCUGAAUACUCGCGGUUUGUAAACCAGAUCGCCACGGCGGUGCCCAUAACAGGGUUCGCGCAGCCUGCGGCUAUAGUGACCGUUCCUCCUCAGCCGCCGUAUUAUCCACCCAACGGCUUCCAGGCUGGCUACCCGGUGGUUCCGCCACCUCAGCAGCCAGUGCAGCCUCCUUAUGGGGUGCCAGGCAUCGUGCCUCCCGCGGUCCCCUUGGCUCCAGGCGUGUUGGCACUACCCACCGGAGUCCCACCUGUGCCCACCCAAUACCCAAUCACCCAGGUGCAGCCUCCUGCUAGCACUGGCCAGACACCGCUGAGCACCCCUUUCCUUCCUGCUGCUCCCGUAAAGACGACCUUGCCAGCCAGCACGCAGCCGCCAGUGCAGCCCCAGUCCCAGCCGGGUCAGAAGAGGCGGUUCACGGAAGAGUUGCCGGACGAGCGCGAAUCUGGGCUGCUGGGAUACCAGCAUGGACCCAUUCAUAUGACUAAUUUAGGUACAGGCUUCUCCAGUCAGACCGAGAUGGACGGAACGGGUUCGAAGCCAGCAAGUUCCUCAGGAAAGGAGAGAGAGAGGGACAGGCAGCUGAUGCCUCCGCCGGCUUUGCCAGUGACCGGAAUGAAGUCAGAGCCUGAAGACAGAAACGGGUCCUUGUUGGGCGGCAACGAUCAUUCAGCUAAGAAGAUGAAAACGGGCGAAAAGGUAUUUGGGCUGGUGGCGUAUGCCGGGGACUCCUCAGAUGAAGAGGAAGACCAUGGUGGUCAUAAAAACGCAAGUAACUACUCACAGACAUGGAAUUUAGGAUACCAGUACCCUUCUUCACAGCAGCGAGCUAAGCAACAGAUGCCAUUUUGGAUGGCACCAUAGCUGCCUGCCGCCAACUCCUAUAUCUGUUGUCUCUCUCAAGCAAUAACGCAUGUAUAUCAUCAAACAAUCUUUGCAAACUGUACAUCGUCCCUGACCUGACCUCUUUGCACAAGCUUGAUGCAGUAUGCCCUUUCUGUGGCUGGGGCUCUUCGCCCCCCCUUCUCUUUUUAAAAAAAGAACUCGCUAUUUCUGCGGUGGACUCAUCCGUCAUAGGCAACUUUAAAAUCACAGGCGAAUCGGAACACAAUCGCAGAUAACCGUGUUGGCGUCACGCUCUCAAGGAAUGUCCUCUGUCUCCUACCGUUCCUCUCCACCACCACCUUGGCUUAUCGUGCACCUAUUCUUGGCUUUGGAGGAGGAAACAGCCAACCAAGCUCCUAACUGAAUCUGCUGCUUGUAUUUCUGUUUUAUAAGUGGAAUUUAUUUUUGCGUGUGAUGCUUAGACUUCUGACUAGGAAGGGGUGGGUGGGUG